AUGCAGGACAUGUCUGGUCCCCAGGCCGGGCCCAGCGCCUCUGGCCGUUUUGGCCAUGCCUCGAAGCCUUCUAACAGCGACACGGGCUUCUCCCAUGGCGCUUUCGCUUCCAACAUCUCUAGCUUCGGCGACAGACAUCCUCGACGCGCCAACAUUCCUUCCAUCAACACGCAGCCAGUACAGCAGGCGCCCGUCAAUGGCGCCGACAUGACCACUCCUGGCACUGCCUUUGACAUGCAGUUCACGCCUUUGCUUCCGUCCCAACUGCUCCUCGGGAGCCCCUUCCAGCCCGGAACCCCUGCCGCCUUCAGCAACCCUCAUUUCCAGAGUGUGUCGAGCUACCAGCAUGCCCAGCAGCAGAACCUGCAGAACCUACAGAACCUACAGAAUCUCCAGAACCUUCAGCAAGCUCAGCAGAACCAGCAGCAGCAGCAGCAGCAGCAGCAGCAGCAGAACGGCGCCUCGAGCCCGGCCCAGCAGCACAUCUCCCCCCAGAUGUAUCAGACGAUGGUGUCUCCCUCGGCUUAUGGCGCCCCCCAGUUCUACUCGCCCCAGUCGCCAACCGUCUCUUUUGGCAACAUGACGGGCCAGAUGCAGGUUCAGAUGCAGCCGACCUCGCCAGUGUCGAUGGGUCCUAGCAUGGUCACGGGCACCAGCCGCACCGUGUAUCUAGGCAACAUCCCCCCCGACACGUCUGCCGAGGAGAUCCUGGGACACGUCCGCAGCGGUCAGAUCGAGUCAGUCCGGCUUCUGCCCGACAAGAACUGCGCUUUCAUCUCGUUCCUGGACGCAAGCUCCGCCACGCAUUUCCACUCUGAUGCCAUCUUGAAAAAGCUCUGCGUCAAGGGCCAGGAUAUCAAAAUUGGCUGGGGUAAGCCCUCGCAGGUACCGUCGUCUGUCGCUGUCGCCGUCCAGCAGUCCGGCGCCUCCCGGAACGUCUACCUCGGAAACAUGCCCGAGGACAUCAGCGAAGAGGAGCUGCGCGAGGAUCUCGGCAAGUUUGGUGCCAUUGACACCAUCAAGAUUGUGCGCGAGAAGAACAUUGCCUUUGUCCAUUUCCUCUCCAUCGCGAAUGCCAUCAAGGCGGUGUCCCAGCUCCCCCAGGAGCCGAAGUGGCAGUCGCCCCGCCGCGUCUACUACGGAAAGGACCGGUGUGCCUACGUCUCCAAGACGCAGCAGCAGAACGCCGCUCAGUACCUCGGCAUCGCCCCUGGCUAUGCGCACAUGCUGACCGGUGCCGACCGGGACCUCAUCUCUAGCGCUCUGGCCCAGCAGUCGGUGGCUGCGGCUGCGGUCGCGACUACGGCUGGCGGGAUCAACAACCUCGGCAACCGGACCAUCUACCUCGGAAAUAUCCACCCCGAGACCACAAUCGAGGAAAUCUGCAAUGUGGUGCGAGGAGGGCUGCUGCACCACAUCAGAUAUAUCCCCGACAAGCACAUCUGCUUCGUCACUUUCAUUGACCCCACGGCUGCGGCGUCUUUCUACGCGCUGAGCAAUUUGCAGGGACUCAUGAUCCACAACCGCCGCCUGAAGAUUGGCUGGGGAAAGCACUCGGGCGCUCUCCCGCCUGCCAUCGCCCUGGCUGUCAGCGGUGGAGCCUCGCGCAACGUGUAUAUCGGAAAUCUCGACGACACGUGGACCGAAGAGCGCCUGAGGCAGGAUUUUUCAGAGUAUGGCGAGAUUGAGCUGGUCAACACGCUGCGCGAGAAGAGCUGCGCGUUUGUCAACUUUACCAACAUUGCAAAUGCCAUCAAGGCCAUUGAGGCUGUCCGAGGUAAGGAGGAGUACAAGAAGUUCAAGGUUAACUUUGGCAAAGACCGCUGUGGCAACCCCCCUCGCCAGGCGCAGCAAUCCCAAUCCCCGCGGGAGCAGGUCCCCUCGCCUCCGCCCCAGGGUUCUAGCCAAAACGGAAGCUCGCCGACGAAUUCAGGCACUCCCAGCGGCCCCGGGCUGUUCAACACCUCGAGCAAUCCCCUGACGCUAUACCUGAGCCACGUGUCUCAGCAAGCUCAUCAGCAGCAGCACCAGCAGCACCAGGUGCUGGCUGUCCAGCAGGCGGCGCUCUUUGGGACGGCCGCUUCGUCGCCCAACGAGCCCGGCCUCACUCUGGAAGUCCCACAAGGACCCAUUUCUGGCCAUCAGCAGUCUGCGAGUAUGUCCAACGGGUAUAUCACGAACACCAGCACGUCUGGUGCCACAACCAUUGGCGGGCUGCUCGCGCCUGGGCGGGCGUCCCACAGCCGCGCCGUGAGCCUUCCGGUUCUGGCCCCCGGGUUUGAGAACGGCGGCACAAGCCCGAACAGCCUCCAGGGUAGCACCGGGGGCAGCGACGGCGAGCGCCGCGGCCAUCAAUACCAGGGUAGUUAUGGGGGUAUGGGAGGGUUUGGCCUGGCCAUCCAAGGCAGUCUUAAUGGUUGGGUCGAGGAGGAAGUGGCAAACUAG
This is a messenger RNA of Lasiosphaeria miniovina, 2445 nucleotides long. RefSeq lists its product as uncharacterized. The record is from RefSeq and is a predicted model, not a curated record. Gene Ontology annotation, cellular component: cytoplasmic stress granule. NCBI's taxonomy places the organism in Eukaryota, Fungi, Ascomycota, Sordariomycetes, Sordariales, Lasiosphaeriaceae. The coding region runs from base 1 to 2445 and encodes 814 amino acids. Gene Ontology annotation, molecular function: mRNA binding. The transcript has a single exon.